CCAACUGCUAAGAAAAAAAUAGCACUGAUCUGUUCAUGCACAUGUGUUCUUGGCCUUUACCAAGGAACCGAAAAUAGAAAUUUUGUCUGAGUUUUAGUUCUUGAAUUCUAUUUCCAUAGAUAUGAAAGGAUCGACUAGUAAUCUUACAGCGGGUACGUAGACGUAGAUCUCAAAAGGGGAACGAACGACUCCGUUUGCAUUCCCCUUGUCCCCCUUUUUUUUCCUUUUUCUUUGUCCCCCGGUUCUUCUGAGCUGCUUUUGGAAGACUAAAAUGAAAAUGAUGAUGGCCACUGCUUGGAUUUUAGAUCCCACUUCACUUUGCUGACCGCGGGCAGAAAUUCAUGAGAGAAAAGGCCCGGGCAGCUUGGGUGACUGAAGAAUCCAUAUAUGCCUUUUUUUUUUUUGGGCUUAAUUUCAUUGCCUAUUUCCUAGGACUAUUUGGCUCUGGCACUAGCAAUCUGGGUCAGAAGGGGCCUUGGAUUUGAGGCAAAAAGCCUCGAGAGAAAGAGAGAGAAGAGAGAGUUUGCUCCCAACUCAAUGCUGCACUUUAUUCUCUUCAAAAUUCGAUACUUUGCUGUCUUCCCGAACGAGGUUUUAUUGAUCCUUUUUAGUACAUGGGUUGAACCAUCGCAAACCUCCCCCAUUCAGACGAACAAAGCCAAUUUCCCUCUAUUUACGUUCUCUUCUCUCUCUCUCUCUUAUCAGUUAUCACUUUGCUGCAUUGUCUUCUUCUAGUUUGACAGAAUCUAAUAGUCUUCCUUCCACGCAUCUUUAAGUGUUGUCCCUCUCUUUGAACAUCUUUCUUUCCUACCCUUUUCCCCCUGUUUUCUGUUCUCUCGACUCCUUGCUACAGAAUAGAAACAAAGACAAAAUUAAACCCAACUGGCAACUGGAUAUCUUUGAUUGGACUGGUGUUUGGGGAGGGGGGAAAAAAACACAAAUCCAGAAACUGAAAUGCCAAUUAGAUGGGAUUUUCUUGUUUCUUUCCUCCAGUUAGUUCCUCUUAUUUCCCAGAAUUCAGUCUUGCUCUGCUCCAAGCUUCGUACUCUUUGUGUAUUAAGACCAUAGGAUAGGCACUAGGCAGCUUCUUUACUUCAUUUCUUGAUUCUUGGUUCCAUUGGUUCCGACCUCUGAGCUUGUAUUCAGUACUUGAUAGGGAAUUCCCCGUCUUCUUCAUCAACAAGUUGGUGAACCCAUUUGUUUUUCUUCAUUGAUAUUGCAUUCUGUGGAAGAACUUCCAAGACGUUUCAGACACUGGACCAGAAAGUUUGAAUUUUUGUAUCACUCUAGAUCAUUUGUGUAUAAUUUCCAUAUGAAGUUGAAACAAUGAGAGAUGGGAACUCGAAGAAAAGCAAGCUUUCAUGGCCCAAGACACUGGUCAAAAAAUGGUUCAAUAUCAAGAGCAAAGCUGAUGAUUUUCAUGCAGACGACGUCGUUUAUGGAGGUGUUGAUGAAGAAUGGAGGAGCAAUAUCUCAGAGAGAAAUACUUGCACCAUCAAGAAAAGCAAAACAGAAAAAUCAAGUAAAAGGAGCUCCGACCGUAUCGGCCGUGGAAAGAUUGACCUCGAUGCUUCCCAGGUCACAGAUGUGCAAAAUUAUAGGAUAUUUGUAGCUACAUGGAAUGUGGCUGGAAAAUCUCCACCUAGUCAUUUGAAUCUAGAAGACUGGCUGCACACAUCACCUCCUGCUGACAUCUAUGUUCUCGGGUUUCAAGAAAUUGUUCCUUUAAACGCUGGUAAUGUCUUGGGCACAGAAGACAACGGGCCAGCUAAAAAAUGGUUAGCACUCAUUAGGAAAACUCUGAAUAGUCUUCCGGGCACAAGUGGUGGCUACUACACGCCUUCCCCAGUCCCUGAUCCUAUUGUGGAACUGGAUGCUGACUUUGAAGGGUCAACUAGACAAAAGGCCUCUUCUUUUUUCAAUCGCCACUCCUUCCAGUCACUUAGCCGUAGCAUGAGAAUGACAGAAAAUGAUAUGUCAAUGCCGCAGCCUCGACUUGAUCGUCGAUUCAGUGUCUGUGACAGGGUUAUGUUUGGGAACCGACAAUAUGAGUUUGAUCCGAAUGUCAGAUGGGGAGGGUCAUCUGAUGAUGAAAAUGAAGAAGGUGAGUCACCUUGUUCGGCACACUACUCACCAGUUUCAUACAAUGGUUCUGUCUCAAUGGAAGAAAGAGAGAGACAACCUGGGCAAUCAAGGUACUGUUUGGUGGCAAGUAAGCAGAUGGUUGGGAUUUUUCUCACUGUAUGGAUAAAGAGUGAUCUAAGAGAUGAUGUCCGCAACAUGAAAGCGUCUUGCGUGGGCAGAGGAUUGAUGGGUUAUCUGGGAAACAAGGGUUCAAUUUCGAUUAGCAUGUCUUUGCACCAAACAAGUUUCUGCUUCAUUUGUAGUCACUUGACCUCUGGGCAGAAGGAGGGUGAUGAGCUGCGAAGGAAUGCUGAUGUCAUGGAAAUUUUGAGGAAAACAAGGUUUCCAAGAGUUUGUGGCAUGGGAGAUGAAAACUCUCCUCAAACUGUUCUCGAGCAUGAUCGAAUUAUAUGGCUUGGGGACUUGAAUUAUCGGAUUGCGUUAUCCUAUCGAACUGCCAAGGCACUGGUGGAGAUGCAGAACUGGAGAGUGUUGUUAGAAAAUGAUCAGUUGAGGAUAGAACAGAGGCAAGGUCGUGUCUUUGAUGGAUGGGAUGAAGGAAAAAUAUAUUUUCCCCCCACGUACAAGUAUUCAAAUAAUUCAGACAGAUACGCUGGCGAUGAUAUGCACCCAAAAGAGAAACGGAGAACACCUGCCUGGUGUGACCGUAUACUGUGGUAUGGCCGAGGCAUCCAACAAUUAUCUUAUGUUCGUGGUGAGUCAAGGUUCUCUGAUCACAGACCAGUGUACAGUAUUUUUUUAGCAGAGGUUGAGUCCAUUAAUCGUAGCCGAAUCAAGAAAAGCAUGGGUUGCUCCAGUUCACGAGUUGAGGUUGAAGAGCUAUUGCCAUGCUACCAUGGAUACAGUCAACUAGAUUUUUUCUCCAGCAUGAAUUCUCAGUGAAGGACUCAUUCUCACCAACUGAUUUGAGAGAAAUUGACCAUCUAAACCAGAUGAAGCUAUUGCUCUGCAAAUAGCUUCUAAAAUAGGGCAGCAUUGACACUCAUAACGCGAGCAGAAAUCCAAAUCAUGAGAUUGGUUAAUCUGAAUCUGUUUGCCAUCAUAACAGGUCAGCGGAUAAGAUUGCCUGAACUGGAAGACCGAAUCUGGCUGUGCCACAUCCCAGAAGAAGGUUUGUCGUCGGCAAUUCUACCUUAAACAUUUUCGUUAGUCUUUACCUGCAGCUCUUUUGAUGGGAUGUUUUGCAGACUUGCAUGUUUUCCAUGACUUUUCAUUUCCCAACAGGUUGCUUCUCAUUUAGUGAUGACCAUGGUUUGUCUGACUCAACCCAAUAUUUCUGAUGUCCAAUCUUCCCGGAGAUUUUUUAUUUACAUGUACAGAAAAAGACCUCUUGCAAUAAAGGUUGAAAAUAAAUUUGUCAACCGGAAAAAGUCAGACUUGGUUUUGUAUGUCUGAUUUCGUUAGCUUAAUGGUUUGCAGGACUCUGAUGCAACAUCGGUGAUAUGGCUGGUGAUUUUAGAUAGUUAAUAGUAGUGAUUUUUUCCAGUGUAGAAUAUUAGGAAUUCUUUAGAUUGAGAAAGUAGCUGAGGAACAAUAAUCUGUAAAUUUUGCUGCAAUUUUCUACCGCCAGAGAGAGAUUUUUUUUUUUUUUUUUUUUUAUAGACGAUACAAAACGUAAAGUCAAAGAAGAAGAUGAUGUGAA
Molecule: messenger RNA, 3787 nt
Organism: Coffea arabica (coffee)
Lineage: Eukaryota; Viridiplantae; Streptophyta; Magnoliopsida; Gentianales; Rubiaceae
Source: RefSeq, a predicted model, not a curated record